This is a messenger RNA of Tachyglossus aculeatus (Australian echidna), 1300 nucleotides long. It is a transcript of the gene DNAJB12, whose product is annotated as DnaJ heat shock protein family (Hsp40) member B12. The record is from RefSeq and is a predicted model, not a curated record. The coding region runs from base 26 to 1153 and encodes 375 amino acids. Gene Ontology annotation, cellular component: endoplasmic reticulum membrane. The transcript is spliced from 9 exons. Gene Ontology annotation, biological process: cellular response to misfolded protein. NCBI's taxonomy places the organism in Eukaryota, Metazoa, Chordata, Mammalia, Monotremata, Tachyglossidae. Gene Ontology annotation, molecular function: Hsp70 protein binding.
GUCGGUCGGCCCUACCGCUUCCGCCAUGGAAUCGAACAAGGAUGAGGCGGAGCGGUGCCUCGCCAUCGCCGUCAGCGCCCUCCGGGCCCGGCAGCCCGAGCGGGCGCUCCGCUUCCUGCAGAAGGCCCAGCGCCUCUACCCCACCAACAGGGCGCGCGAGCUGAUAGACUCCCUCACACAGAAUGAACAGUCCUCCAACAGUCAGGCCCAGGCCAAGGACGCGACCAACCCUCACCACAGGAAAGGAGGCCCGGGAGAAUCCACGUCCACCAACGGCGAGGCGGGAGGGGAGAGCACCAAGGGCUACACGCAGGACCAGGUGGAGGCGGUGAAAAGGGUCAAGCACUGCAAAGAUUACUACGAGAUUCUGGGCGUGACCCGCGAGGCCUCCGACGAGGACCUGAAGAAGGCCUAUCGCAAGCUGGCCCUCAAGUUUCACCCGGACAAGAACCGCGCCCCCGGGGCCACGGAGGCAUUCAAAGCCAUCGGCACGGCAUACGGCGUCCUAAGCAACCCCGAGAAGAGGAAGCAGUACGACCAGUUUGGCGACGAGAAGAACCAGGCCGCUCGCCAGGGGCACAGCCACGGGGACUUCCACCGCAGCUUUGAAGCGGACAUCUCCCCCGAAGAUCUCUUCAACAUGUUCUUCGGCAGCGGUUUCCCUUCCAGCAACGUCCACGUCUACAGCAACGGCCGAAUGCGCUACGCCUACCACCAAAGGCAUGACCGGCAAGAGAACCAGGGUGACGGCGGCCUGGGGCUGUUCGUCCAGCUGAUGCCCAUCCUCAUCCUGAUCAUCGUGUCCGCCCUCAGCCAGAUGAUGGUCUCCAGCCCACCCUACAGCCUGAGCCAAAGGCCGUCCGUGGGGCACGUCCACCGGCGGGUGACGGACCACCUGAAGGUGGUGUAUUACGUGGCGGGCUCCUUCGCCGAGGAAUUCACGGGCUCCAACCUGAAGACGGUAGAGCGGAACGUGGAGGACGACUACGUGGCCAACCUCCGCAAUAACUGCUGGAAAGAGAAGCAACAGAAGGAAGGCUUGCUGUACCGGGCCCGCUACUUUGGCGACACAGACCUGUAUCACAAGGCACAGAGGAUGGGCACUCCAAGCUGCAGCAGAUUGUCAGAGGUGCAGGCCUCCCUGCAUGGAUAGUCCCCGCCGGCUCGCUCCUGCAGAGGUCAAACCAUGAAACACCUGGAGACUCUCUGGUGACAUGCACUGAGCCGAGGUGACGGACUGUUUAUUUUAAGAGGAAAAAACAAAACAAAAAAACCUUACAUUAAAGUGGAUUUGGAGGAA